Messenger RNA from Nanorana parkeri, 2376 nucleotides. RefSeq names its product ubiquilin 1 (gene UBQLN1). The record is from RefSeq and is a predicted model, not a curated record. Gene Ontology annotation, cellular component: cytosol. Gene Ontology annotation, biological process: ubiquitin-dependent protein catabolic process. The coding region runs from base 34 to 1740 and encodes 568 amino acids. The transcript is spliced from 11 exons. Gene Ontology annotation, molecular function: polyubiquitin modification-dependent protein binding. Lineage: Eukaryota; Metazoa; Chordata; Amphibia; Anura; Dicroglossidae.
CGCUCAAUACUAUCCUACCAGCAUCUCACAGCCAUGUCCGAUUCCCCCGCUUCAUCCUCCUCUGACUCCCCGAGGAUUAUUAAAGUCACUGUGAAGACCCCCAAGGAGAAAGAGGAGUUCGCGGUGCCGGAGAACAGCAGCGUCAGUGAGUUUAAGGAGGACAUAUCAAAGCGAUUCAAAUCCAGCACGGACCAGCUUGUGUUGAUAUUUGCUGGAAAGAUCUUAAAGGACCAAGACACACUCAGUCAGCAUGGUAUCCAUGACGGACUCACUGUUCAUCUUGUCGUUAAAACGCAGAACAGGUCACAAGCUGCUCCUGCUGCUGCUGCCACCACCACUACUCAGCCCAAUAGCCCCAGCAGUCCAGCAUCCACUUCUACAACUUCCAACAGCACAUCUACCAGCUCAUCCACCACAAAUACUCCAUUUGGUUUAGGGGGCCUUGGUGGUCUGGCUGGGCUCAGCGGUUUGGGCAUGAAUUCAUCAAACUUCUCUGAGCUACAGAGCCAGAUGCAGAGACAACUUAUGUCCAAUCCAGAGAUGAUGGUUCAGAUCAUGGAAAACCCAUUUGUACAGAGCAUGCUGUCUAACCCUGACUUGAUGCGUCAACUAAUUAUGGCCAAUCCACAAAUGCAGCAAUUAAUCCAGAGAAAUCCUGAGAUCAGUCACAUGCUUAAUAAUCCUGACAUAAUGCGACAAACGUUAGAACUGGCUCGGAAUCCAGCAAUGAUGCAAGAGAUGAUGAGGAAUCAAGACCGAGCCUUGAGCAAUCUGGAAAGUAUCCCUGGAGGCUACAAUGCUCUGCGCAGAAUGUACACAGACAUUCAAGAGCCGAUGCUAAAUGCUGCUCAAGAACAGUUUGGUGGCAACCCAUUUGCUUCACUAAUGAGCAACGUGGCAAAUUUUGGAAAUCCCCCAUCAAGGACAGAAAACCGGGAUCCUUUACCCAACCCCUGGGCUCCUCAGUCAGAUUCAUCUUCAUCAGGAGGUGGAGGCAGCCAAACAGGCACCAACAGUGGGGGCAGCACCAGCUCAACGCCAGGCCCCACUUUACCUAACCUCUCUUCAGGUCUGGGAGCUGGGAUGUUCAAUACACCUGGUAUGCAGAGCAUGAUGCAGCAAAUAACUGAAAAUCCCCAGUUAAUGCAAAAUAUGUUAUCUGCUCCUUACAUGAGAAACAUGAUGCAGUCUCUCAGCCAGAAUCCGGAACUUGCAGCCCAGAUGAUGCAAAACAAUCCCCUCUUUGCUGGAAAUCCUCAACUUCAAGAUCAAAUGAGACAGCAGAUGCCAAUUUUCCUACAACAGAUGCAGAAUCCAGAAACUCUGUCAGCUAUGUCUAACCCCAGAGCAAUGCAAGCCUUAUUACAGAUCCAGCAGGGAUUGCAGACUUUGGCCACUGAAGCUCCCUCCCUAGUUCCAGGCACUACUCCAUUUGGAGGUUUAGGUGGUACAGCCAGCCCACCUUCCACAACUGUGCCCACCCCUGGGCCAACUGAGACUACCACUCCUUUGUCUGGAAUCUCUGAGCCAGGGCACCAGCAGUUUAUACAGCAGAUGUUGCAAGCCUUGUCUGGUGCUAAUCCACAGGGCCAGAAUCCAGAAGCCAGAUUCCAGCAGCAGCUGGAGCAGCUCAGUGCAAUGGGUUUCCUAAACAGAGAAGCAAAUGUACAAGCUUUAAUAGCAACUGGAGGAGACAUCAAUGCAGCUAUCGAACGACUACUGGGAUCCCAACCUUCAUAGCAAUCGUUCCCAAUCCAGAAAAAAAAAAGUGUAAUUUAUUUUUGAUAAUGGCUUUUAAGUCUCGAUAAAACACCUGCUUUAUUUCAGUUUGACUCCUGGAGUUCCUUGUCAUAACAAACUAAACCUGAAGCAUUUAAAUCUGGAUGAAGUGCAGUGGUUUAUCUGAAACUGUGGGAAUCAAAGCUUUUUCUUUUUUCUUUGGACUUGUUGCAUGUAGUACAGACCAUCUACUCCCCACACACUGCGUUGCUUGUGAUUUUUUUUUUUUCCAAUGAAUAGCUUCUGCAGUUGGCUAACAGGUUUCAGCGAACCUUUUUAUCCGUCAAAGGGUAUUUGCUUAAAUCAAUAGCCUCUGUUAGUAAUUGAUGUAUUCUACAGACAAACAACACCGGAAGUCAAAUAGAUAAGGUUAUAAUUAGUGAUACACUAUCGCUUUUUGUGACUUUAGCUUGUAUUUUUGCUAGCAUAUUGCUGUAAGAUUCAUACUGCUUGAUUUCCUUUAGCCUUAUGUUUUUCCCUUGUGAUCACCUAUGUAAACAAGUAUCAUUUUGCGGCAGUCCAUUGACGGUAGUUCUAGCUGCACACCCACAGAAUAAGAAACUUGGUAUUUAGGUAAAUGUGGAGUAAUGGCCUUUA